This is a messenger RNA of Ramularia collo-cygni, 900 nucleotides long. RefSeq names its product related to CDP diacylglycerol-inositol 3-phosphatidyltransferase. The transcript is spliced from 4 exons. Gene Ontology annotation, cellular component: Golgi apparatus; membrane. Gene Ontology annotation, biological process: phosphatidylinositol biosynthetic process. Lineage: Eukaryota; Fungi; Ascomycota; Dothideomycetes; Mycosphaerellales; Mycosphaerellaceae. Gene Ontology annotation, molecular function: CDP-diacylglycerol-inositol 3-phosphatidyltransferase activity. The record is from RefSeq and is a predicted model, not a curated record. The coding region runs from base 1 to 900 and encodes 299 amino acids.
AUGGUUCAAGACGUUGUAGACGAGAGGGAACUCGCGCGCGCGGCUGGAAGUCUCGCGAACGCCAGACCGAUGAACGGCAAGCCUCGAGCACCGGCACAAAGCGUGGUGGAAGAUGCAGAAGAUGACCAGACCAACGAGAACAUCUUCCUGUUUUACCCAAAUCUCAUUGGAUACUUUCGAAUUGUCCUUUGCCUCGCCUCGCUGUAUUUCAUGCCGCUGCAUCCCCGCCGCUGCAGCUUCCUAUACUCCAUUUCUUGCCUGCUGGAUGCGCUCGAUGGGAUCGCGGCACGUAAAUUCGAGCAGAGUACACGAUUUGGGGCUGUAUUGGACAUGGUCACAGAUCGGUGCACUACUACGUGCCUGCUCGUGUUCCUCGCGACUGCAAAGCCGGCAUACAGCAUCAUCUUUCAGGGCCUAAUUUCCCUUGAUCUUGCGAGUCAUUAUAUGCACAUGUACGCUACCCUUGUCAUGGGAGGCCAGACCCAGAGCCACAAGAAUGUGGAUGCGAAGAGGAGCUGGAUCAUGAACCUGUACUACACCAACAAGCUUUUCUUCAUCGCGCUUUACCUACUCUGCUUCAGCUCGCCGAUUGUAACCCCGGCAUUGAAAUGGCCCAGCGAGACCACCCCAACAACGCCGUUGGAGCCCGUACCGUCUCUGCUAUUCUCCAGCCCGUUCAGUGCGGCUGCCAUGGAGCUCGCCCGCGCCAACAAGAUGGACUCCGCAGUGCCAUGGGUGCUCACACUCGCCAGCGCCCCGAUCAUGCUUUUCAAGCAAUACGUCAAUGUCAUUCAGCUGAUUAAAGCGAGUAAAUGGCUCGCAGAGGGCGACCGUCGGGACAGGAAAAAGUUGGGCCUUCCAAGACAGAAAGGUCGCGCUGAGAGGAAGAAGGAACUCUAG